AUGCCCGGGGGCUUUCACGCCGACGGAAUUCACCAGGGCCUCUUCCGGCCCCCGGUGUCUCCAGCAUCGAGCUCCGGAUAUUUAACACAGAGUCGACCUUGCGGAGAGGGACCUACUCCCAAGCGCAAGCGCAUACGCGACGAUGCUAGACAAUUUGAUCAUGCCCAACAACAAGAGGGCAUCCACGACGAUAUCACCACCAUCGCCAGCACUGUUCUGAUAACACCCGCGGGGAGACAUGCUGCCCACAACGGCAGGGCGUACACACUUGCCGGGCAGCUCGACACACCUGCCAGCGGACCGGGGGAGAGCGGAAUGCUGGGCGAGAGCACCUACUCCGAGUCGGACUACAGGAAAGCCCUUGGCUCCAAGCGGUCGCGACAUGAUGAUGAUUUGAUGGACCCCACGGGGCAUACCCCUCUAUUCAACCUCCCUACGCAGCCCUACCAAUCUCCGGGAUGGGGUACGCUGGCCUUUAGUACAAUAGGUGGCGUCGUGGGGAAGGUAUGGGAGUUUUGCAAAGCGGGCGCGUUUAAAGGAUUUCAUGCCGGUGGGGGAAGAGGUUUUGAGAUGCGGCCCGGCGAUGGCAUCUUUCCAGAUGGAUCAAUACCGGAUCCAGCCUGGCCGCAAAAUGAUGAGGACGACGAGCAACACCAUCGAAUACCAGGCCAUUUCCCGCAAGCAGAUGCUUUUUACGAUCGAGAAGCCGCCGAGGAUACGCCCAUACCUAGCGGCGCCUCAACUCCAUCUGCACCGGCUGCCAAAAGACGACAGACAGCACCGACGGAUGAGUUGGGCAGAAAUUGGGUCAUGAUCAAGGACCGUGCCAGUGGAACGGACAGCACUCCUCGGCGGACCUCUGCUGCCCAUAGGCAGUCUCCAAGAAAUCGCAAUCAAGGCCCUUCGCUUGCUACUGGUCGUCGGAUAAGCACACCACAUAAUCGCCGCGUUUCCAGCAAGGUGGCCAGUCCAGCACCGCAUCGAGGCACCCCCCUGAAUGGCUUCAACAUCUCCCCCCCGGCCACCCUCGAGCCUGCUCGCCCUGCGUCAUCCGCAUCUUACGCCUCAACUCGCUCCCAGUCGCCGACGAAACUGGCCAGCAUAGCCCCCAGUAUCGCGGCCUCACCCUCGCCACAUUCAUCUCGAGGCCAUGGACGGCGACGAUCAGCCAUUUCAGCACCCAACCAUGCGUCAUUUACACACAGCCGCACACACAGCAGUGCGUCCACGGCAUCCAGUCGCGGAGCCGUAGACGACCUAGACAACAGUCCACGCCUCGACGCAGAAGCCAAGCACCUCGCUGCUCGACGACAACGCGAAGAACGCGACACAGACGUCCGCAUUGCAGCGUUCAAUAAACAGUUACAGGACAUGAUUCGCCAGGGCAAGGAAGCACUGGGCACGACGAUAGAAGUAGAUGGCGAGGAUGGCGGGUGGGAAGAUUAUUAA
This is a messenger RNA of Metarhizium acridum CQMa 102, 1449 nucleotides long. RefSeq lists its product as uncharacterized. NCBI's taxonomy places the organism in Eukaryota, Fungi, Ascomycota, Sordariomycetes, Hypocreales, Clavicipitaceae. The record is from RefSeq and is a predicted model, not a curated record.